Molecule: messenger RNA, 1033 nt
Organism: Oxyura jamaicensis (ruddy duck)
Lineage: Eukaryota; Metazoa; Chordata; Aves; Anseriformes; Anatidae
Product: lysine-specific demethylase 5C-like
Exons: 5
Coding region: 167-994 (275 amino acids)
Source: RefSeq, a predicted model, not a curated record
CCCCUGACGACCCCGCCGACCCCUCCAGGGUAUCACGGAGGCGGAGAGGGAAGCGUUCGAGCUGCUGCCCGACGACGAGAGGCAGUGCGACAAGUGCAAGACGACGUGCUUCCUCUCGGCGCUGGCCUGCUACGACUGCCCCCAGUGCCUCGUCUGCCUCUACCACAUGGACGACCUCUGCAAGUGCCCCCGCAGCAAGCAGUACCUCAGGUACCGCUACACGCUGGACGAGCUGCCGGCCAUGCUGCACAAGCUGAAGGUGCGCGCCGAGUCCUUCGACACCUGGGCCAACAAGGUGCGCAUCGCCCUGGAGGUGGAGGACGGCCGCAAGCGGACGCUGGAGGAGCUGCGGGCGCUGGAGUCGGAGGCGCGGGAGCGCAAGUUCCCCGAGAACGAGCUGCUGCACCGCCUCAAGGGCUGCCUCAGCCAGGCCGAGCGCUGCGUCUCCGAGGCCCUGGGGCUCAUCAGCUCCCAGGAGACCGGGCUUCCAGCCCCCUCGCUGACGGUGGAGGAGCUCCGCGCCUUCCUGGAGCAGAUGAACCAACUCCCCUGCGUCAUGCACCAAAUCGGGGAGGUCCAGGCCCUGCUGGAACGCGUCGAAGCUUUCCAAGCCGAGGCCCGGGCGGCUCUCGAAGCGACCCCCCCGGGACCCGGUGCCGCCCCCCCGGCUCCGGGAGCUUUACGGGGUUUGUUGGAACGGGGAGCCCGGCUCGGCGUGGAGGUCCCGGAGGGCCGAAGGUUGGAAAGGCAGCUGGCUCAGGCCGCUUGGUUGGAGGAGGUGACGGCCACCUUACGCUCCCCCCGCGCCCGCGUCCCCCUCCCCGUCAUGAGGGGCCUGAUCCAGGCCGGCCGUACCGUGGCGCCCAGCCCCGCCGUCGACGUGGCCAUGGCCGAGCUGCAGGAGCUGCUCACCAUCGCCCAGCGUUGGGAGGAGAAGGCUCAGAUGUGCCUGGAGGCCAGGUCAGGAUGCGUGUGCCCCCCCUACCCCCGCUGAGAGGGGCUGGGGGAGGUCCCCGAGUCCCCCUAAGGGGGU